Molecule: messenger RNA, 1281 nt
Organism: Carya illinoinensis
Lineage: Eukaryota; Viridiplantae; Streptophyta; Magnoliopsida; Fagales; Juglandaceae
Exons: 1
Coding region: 1-1281 (426 amino acids)
Source: RefSeq, a predicted model, not a curated record
AUGGAUAAAGGUUGGAUGCAUCUUACUAAUAGAUUUUCUACAACAUACGUAGAAGGGGUAAACCAAUUUAUUAGUAUUGCACGAGAUCAUGCGGACAAAUUGGGUAGGAUCAGGUGUCCAUGUGUUAAGUGUAAGAAUGGGUAUUAUAGGAUUAUAAAUGUGGUGGAAGAUCAUCUAUUUAUUAAAGGAAUUGAUAAGAAUUAUACGCAGUGGAUAUUUCAUGGAGAAGAUGAAAUAUGGAAUGAAAGUCAGGUUAAUGAGAAUGACGGGCUAGAAAAUGUUGACGAUAUUGAAGAAAUGUUAGAUGAUAUUUACAUGGGAACAUUUAUGGAUACUAAUAUAGGAGAGUCUUCCACUAGCCAAGAUCUUGCGUUGCCAGAAUUAGGAAAUAAAAAUUUUGAACAUUUGUGGGAAGAUUCUCAACGUCAACUUUAUCCAGGUUGUGUGAAGUUUUCAAAAUUGGCUUUCAUUGUGAGGUUGCUCCAUUUGAAGACAAUUAAUAAUUGGAGUAAUAAGUCCUUUGACAUGUUGAUAGACUUGUUGAGACAGGCGCUUCCCGAUGGAGAGACAUUGCCAAAGUCAUACUAUGAGGCAAAACAAUUGAGACGAGGUUUGGGCUUUAAAUAUGAUAAGAUAGAUGCAUGCAAAAAUGAUUGUGUACUUUUUUGGAAAGAACAUGCUAGUAGUCAAGAGUGUCCUAUAUGCAAAGAGCCAAGAUGGAUUGACAAUGAAAAAAAAGACAAGAAAAUUCCUCAUAAAGUGUUGCGGCAUUUUCCAUUAAAGCCAAGAUUGCAAAGGUUAUUUAUGUCAAAAAAGACAGCUGAAGAUAUGAGAUGGCAUAGAGAAAAACGAGUUCAGGAUUUGAAUAAUUUGAGACAUCCAGCCGACUCUGUGGUUUGGAAAGAAUUUGAUAAAUCGCAUCAAUGGUUUGCUCAAGAAUCUCGCAAUGUUCGACUUGGAUUGGCAACAUAUGGUUUUAAUCCAUUUGGUAACAUGAGUACAUCUCAUAGCGUGUGGCCGGUAAUACUUAUGCCGUAUAACCUACCUCCUUGGAAGUGUAUGAAAGAUCCAUAUUUCAUGAUGACCUUACUUAUUCCUGGACCUAGGGCACCCCGAAAUGAAAUUGAUGUGUAUUUGAGACCAUUGAUUGAUGAGUUGAAGCAGUUGUGGGAAGAAGGCGUAGAUACAUUUGAUGCAUUAGUAUCACAAACGUUUCGAUUACAUGUAGCAUUAUUAUGGACAAUAAAUGAUUUUCCUGCAUAUGCAAACCUCUCCGGAUGA